CAAAUAUGGAUGGUAAUACCAGUACUAGUGGAUAUAAAGUAAUCUUAGGAAUUUUACUCGGUGCAGGGUAUAAUAUUAACAGCAUUAUGGGGGCAGGGAUUUUUAAUCCUGAUAGUAUUUGGUUAUUGGUUCAGUCGGCAGGAAUUGCUUUGAUUCUUUAUGUUGUUUGUGGCAUUAUUAGCCUUCUAGGUAGUUUGAUCUACAUUGAGCUAGGAAUUAGAUCACUGCCUAAAGGAAUGGGUGAACAAACAUAUAUCAACGAUGCGUUUCCUAACCAAAUAAAUUUAGGACAUCUGAUUCUUAUGUGUCCGCCAAGUACUUUCUCUACUUUUUUCGAGGAAAUGUUGACAACUUUAACAAAGACUACCUGUGUAACCUUAAUCAAAAUCAUCGCUUUGGUUAUUAUUUCUAUAAUUGGAUUAGUAAAAUUAGAAACCAAUUCUAUUAUCUGGAGUGGUAUUUUUGAUUCACGACCACAGAGUCCCGGAGCAUAUUUCAAUGGCAUAUUAAAAGUUUUAUUUACUUAUGAAGAUUUUAUUGGAGAAUUAAGUGAUCCUAAAGAAAAAAAAUUGAUAUACUCUUCACUUAUUAGCGUUGGUGUUUCUUUUUUACUUUAUUUUUUCACUACAGCUGCUUUUAUAACAGUUGUUGGAUAUGAUAUUUCUAAUAAUGUGAGCAUUCCAAUUGCUCUACGUUUUGGUAAUAAACUGUUUGGUGAAACUGGUGAACAGCUUAUGGCAGGGCUUAUUGUAAUCUCUGCUUUUGGAAGUGUAGCGACAACUGUUUUCGUCUACGGACGAAUUAUAAAAUACGCUGCAAGUACCAGAUUUAUACCCUGGAGACCCGAUUUAUUUAAUAUUUAUGACAAGACAUUUAAUACACCAACUAAUGCAUUAUUGGCACAAUUUAUUUACUGUCUAGUUUUGACCAUUAUUUUUUCGUUAAUAGGAGGAAAUGAUCCUUUUGACUUUUUCUCUUCCUCAUCACAAUAUUUGGCCAUGAUGUUCCACGGCGCUAGUGCAAUUAGUCUUCUUAUUUUAAAGUACAAAGUGCGAUUUGAUGGGUUUACGAUAUAUAAACAUAUUGUUGGAAUUUACCUUUUAAUCAUAGUUUUGAUUAUCAUUUUAUCACUUUUUCCACCUGAACCUGAAUAUCACAACUUUAAUUACUUAAUUCCGUAUGCUAUUUCUUGGGGUGCGGCACUGCUAGGAGUGAUUAUUUGGCGUUUUCGUAAACCAAGAGAAGGACUUAAUGAUACAACGGAGCAAAAUUCUGAAUCCGAAUAUAUGGAAGGAUUUAAAGAAUCAAUAAUUAUUAAUUGA
Messenger RNA from Scutellospora calospora, 1322 nucleotides. The record is from the annotation of a GenBank genome assembly. NCBI's taxonomy places the organism in Eukaryota, Fungi, Glomeromycota, Glomeromycetes, Diversisporales, Gigasporaceae.